AUGGCCUGUCCGCCGCCUCUGGCGACUUCUACUGUCAGCCGUGUGGCUCCUGCCGGCCCGCGAGGCCCUGGCACCUACAAACGGGCUUACAAGGCGUGCGAAGCGUGCCGGAAAACCAAAAGCAAGUGUGAGCUGCAGCCGGCCCUCUCUGGAUCUGCCUGCCGGUCCAACAAACGCGCAAGAGGGGCCAAGCGCAACAUUGACGCCGCUACACAAGGCGAUAUCGGUGCAGCAGCACCGAACGAGGUCUCCGCACCUGACACAGCAUGCGUCGGCGAAAAAGCCAAUGCCGGUGAUGGCGAUGGCAGGGUGUUGCUCAACGAAGACUCGAACGUCGUACUGGACGGCAUGCCAACCAGCGAUCCGAGGCAGCACGCACCUACAGCGCAGGAGCGGGUGACGGAGCCGCCUAUUCCGGGAGACAUCAGCAACAAUCUUGCAAAGACGAUGGUCACAUCUUCGAAGGAUGCAAUAGGCCUUCUAUUUCAGGCUGCUGACCAGAUUGACACCGACUCGAGGUCUGAUGAUGACGACGAGGAUGAUGAUAGCCCGGCGGAUCAUCUUUCCGCUUCACACAACGGUACAUCUGAUGCAGCAACCCCACUAAUGCAUAUGGAGAGGCGGCUGCCACCCCAGCUCUCAAACGAGACCAUUGCACUGUGGAACAAGCAUAGAUUCGUCGUACAGGGCUGGUUUUCUGCGUUCGAAGCGAUCUCGUAUUUCGAAUUCUUCUUCGACCGCUUCGCUCCGCUUUCUCCAGUGGCAGAUUUCAUAUCCGCCGAUCACGAGACCCACAAGCGGCUGAUACUCGACGAACCUCUUCUCUGCUGCACAAUUCUUAUGAUCGCCUCAAGGCAUCUAGCAGCCCAUGGCCCAGCAGGGAAAACUCGGUCUUCUUUCAUCCACGCCAGGACGUGGAGGCACAUCGAGCAUCUCGUUCAAAGAAUCACUUUUGGAACCGAAAAGUAUAGCUCCGCGAAAAGUCGUACACUUGGCAGUAUCCAUGCAUUGCUGCUCAUUAUUGAAUGGCAUCCUCGACUUUUACAUUUUCCGCCUGAGCACGAUGGCUGGGACGCUGGCCUAGCUCCGACUGUAGACGACUCCUUUCAGCUGCAGGACCGCAAUAGCGAGACAGCGAGACGCUGGCGCGAGGACGUCUUCGAGCCCGCGAAAAGGUCUGACCGGCUGAGCUGGACGCUGGUUGGCCUUGCGAUCACGCUCGCUCACGAGCUUGGAGUCUUCGACCCUCAGAACGAUGGAGGCGAGGUGGGCGCAGCAGAAACUUACGUUCCCUCGACCAAGAUCCGGAUCAAGAAGCUUCUAUACCUGUAUUCUCACCAGCUGUCUCUGCGCCUAGGCUGUCCGAAUAUGUUUCCUCAAGGAGAGCAUUCUGUACUCCAACCUGCGCCGGCAGCAAGACUCUCGCAUCUCGACCAUGCGACUAGGGACCGAGAGGUACUCUUGACUAAGUGGAUUGAGAUCACGAAGCUACUUACCACUGCGACACACAUGUUCUUCUCCAGCCCAACAGCGAUUAAAAACAUUUUGAGGAGUUACCAGUACAUUGGCCUGCUGGAACAUUUUCAGCCUCUUCUAGAUCGGUGGCACGAAGACUUUUCCAGAGCAUCCUUGCCAUCAAUACCGGCUGCUGCGAAGCAGGCACUCUUGGUCGACUACUACUACACGCGCAUGUACAUCAAUUCGAUAGCUUUGCAAGCCCUUGUUGAGCGUGCCAGCCAAGCUAGCGCUGGCAACUCCUGGCUGGAGCAAGACUACCUGCGGACAGAAAGCGCUCAAGAUAUCGGCUUCAUCAACGACGUGAGGGAGUCAAGCGGUCAGAUCCUUGUGGUCACCAAGAAGCUUUCUGACGACGGAGUUCUCGCCUAUUUUCCCGUUCGAUUCUUCUUGCGAGUUGUAGCGGCGUCAAUCUUUCUUCUCAAGACUAUCAGUCUCGGGUCGACAGGCACCGAUGCAAAUGUUGCACUGGAUCAUCUUGAAGACGGGAUCCAGGCACUGAUGGGCCAUGAGUCUGACGACAUACAUCUUUCCAGCCGCUACGCGGAGUUGAUAGCACGCCACGUACGCAAACUCAAGCGAAAAUUACACGCUAAGAGAUCCGGACGGACUUCCGGCAGGAAGAACGGUGCACCGCACAUGACUGCUCGUGCGUCCACGCCAAACAUGAGCCAGGACGACAUGCAAAAUCUUGCUGGAGCUGCCGCACAGAAUGAGGUAGAUCUUGGUCAGGGCAGUGUCAACAUGGACGGGAUGCCUGUUGGCGCUGCAUCUUGGAGUGACACUGUCUGGGACGACUGGCUGGCGAGGCCUCUGGAUCCGCUCGUGGCACCCUUUGGUAUUGAGCCGGCUCAAUCCACUGCUGGCCUCGCCAGUGACUCGCUUGACUUUCUCUGGGGUCCACACAUGUGA
This is a messenger RNA of Saxophila tyrrhenica, 2427 nucleotides long. RefSeq names its product zinc finger transcriptional activator. The transcript is spliced from 5 exons. Bases 1 to 2427 code for a protein of 808 amino acids. Lineage: Eukaryota; Fungi; Ascomycota; Dothideomycetes; Mycosphaerellales; Extremaceae. Gene Ontology annotation, cellular component: nucleus. Gene Ontology annotation, molecular function: DNA-binding transcription factor activity, RNA polymerase II-specific. The record is from RefSeq and is a predicted model, not a curated record. Gene Ontology annotation, biological process: aromatic amino acid catabolic process; positive regulation of transcription by RNA polymerase II.